Messenger RNA from Eruca vesicaria subsp. sativa (arugula), 1599 nucleotides. The record is from the annotation of a GenBank genome assembly. NCBI's taxonomy places the organism in Eukaryota, Viridiplantae, Streptophyta, Magnoliopsida, Brassicales, Brassicaceae.
CCGACGAUCUCCGGACGGAGCCAUACACCGGCGACUCCAACCAUCCCUGUAAACCCCUACAACUUUCUCUCGAAGAUCCAAACAACAUAAGAGUCCUGAAAAGGUGAACCCUUUCUUCCUUUUCUGAGUCCAAAGUCUGAAGAUUUCAGAAAAAAACAAAAAGACAUGUCCCGUCGUUCAGACAAGACUGAUGAAUCACCAAAACGAAUGAUGAAUCUGAUGAGUUUCAACACUCUGCUCGUAUCCUCCAUGCUCCUCCGCGUCUUCUUGAUCAUCUACGGAGAGUGGCAAGACGCUAACAUGGAAGUCCGUUACACCGACAUCGACUACAUUGUCUUCUCCGACGCUGCCUCCUUGAUGGCAUCUGGUGAAUCUCCUUACAAGAGAACCACUUACCGUUACUCACCUCUCCUCGCGCUUCUUCUCGUCCCCAACACAAUCAUCCAUCGUUCUUGGGGAAAGUUUAUCUUCUCUGCUUCUGAUUUGCUGGUGGGUUUGUUUAUCCGUAAGAUUUUGAAACAGCGUAAGGUGUCUGAGAAGGUUUGUACUGUUUCUGUAAUGGUAUGGCUUCUUAAUCCGUUUACGUUUACGAUUGGAACCAGAGGGAACUGUGAACCUAUUGUUUGUGCUAUGAUACUGUGGAUCAUCAUCUCCUUAAUGAAAGGUAAUUUGUCACAAGCUGCAUUUUGGUAUGGGCUUGUUGUGCAUUUCAGGGUGUAUCCUAUCAUCUAUGCCUUACCAAUCAUUCUAGUUCUCGACUCCAAGAUUUUUAGAUCUGAUCACAAACCUCCUCCUCUUGAGGAUUGGAACACUGGUCAGGUCAACACUGAGAAGAAAACAUUCAACUUAAAAAGUUUGUUUUCAAGGGAGAGAAUCAUGUUUGGUUUGAUAUCCGGUGGAGUUUUUCUAGCUUGCAAUGCUGUUUCCUUCUAUUUUUAUGGACAUGAGUUCCUCCACGAGGCUCUCUUGUAUCACCUCACACGCACGGAUCCAAGACACAACUUCUCAAUCUACUUUUACCACAUUUAUCUUCACUACGAGCGUCAGUUUUCACCUCUGGAGAAGCUUAUCUCGUUCUUACCUCAGUUCACAGUACAGCUUGCUUUAGUCUUCUGCUUCUAUCAAGAUCUUGUGUUCUGUAUGUUUCUCCAAACCGUUGCGUUCGUGGCUUUCAAUAAGGUGAUCACUGCGCAGUACUUUGUGUGGUUCUAUUGCCUGUUGCCUCUGAUUCUACCGUGGAGCCGUAUGAAGCUGAAAUGGGAAGGCUUGUUGUGCGUUAUUCUGUGGAUUGGAGCUCAGACGUAUUGGCUUUUAUGGGGAUAUAUGCUUGAGUUUAAGGGUGUUAACGUCUUUCUACAGCUGUGGAUGGCGAGUUUGGUGUUUCUGGCUGCAAACACAUUUGUUCUUGUCAAGAUCAUACAGCGACAUAGAUUUUCUCCUCUCUUCAGACAGUAUGUGUCCUCUGAUAGAAAGAAUGUUAAGAAACUUGACUGAUAGUACUGUUCCAAAAGCUGUUUGCUUUGUUUGUUUGUUGGGUUAUUUUAUAUAUUGAGGACCUUGGAACUACGGUGUAUAUGAUUCUUGAUCUGCAAGUUUUGC